GGAAGCCAGAACCUUUUCCUUUUAUUCUGAUUUUUUUUUUUAAUGAAGAAUGGAAAGAAAACUUGGAGCAGGAGAGGCUUGUAAGGGAUUUAGCGAGCAGUUCCACAAUGUAUUGGCGACAAGGAGUGAUUAUGUCGCCCAAGAAAGUUGGGGUGCGUCUGUAGGAAUCUUGGAAACAUGUAUUAAGACUAAGGCGUGUGUGGCAGGCGGCGGAGCAAGUGCUGGUGGAGAAAGUGGCAGGGGGCGAACGCUGAGCGUCGUGGAGAAGGGGAACGCACAAAGUUGGGGAACGCAUGAGAGUGAAGACGCCCCUGCGUGUAAGGCUGGCGACCGACGGGAGCGAGUGACAGCGAAGAAGAGGAGGGUGGGGUGAGAGGGUGUGCCGGCGUCUAGGCUGGGGAUUCGGUCUCUGGGUGCCUGCGGCAGCGCGGCGGCGGCUUGCCUGCGGCGAGCUCGGGGCCGGGGUGCGUGUGCGCGCGUGUGCGCGGGACGGAGAGCCUGGGGCUCUUGGGCGCGUGGCUGUGCCUCGGCGCGGCCGGCUGGGUGAGCGCGGGCGCGAGCGGAACGCACAGCCGAGGCGGCGGGCAGCCCAGGUUAUCUGAGCCGCUCGGUCUUGGGUGACUGCGCCCAGAUCUCAGGGCGGCGGCGGCAAAGGCGAGACGCGCUGUCGGGCCGCAGAGAAGCCGAGAAGCGAGACCCAGGCCCAGACGGCAGCGGCGGGGAGCAGAGCAUGGAACAGCGCGCGGGCCGGGCAGUCCUGAAGUUGAGUUUGAGAGGCGACACGGCGGCGGCGGCCGCGCUGCUCCCGCUCCUCUGCCUCCCCAUGGAUAUGCACUGCAAAGCAGACCCCUUCUCCGCGAUGCACCCAGGGCACGGGGGUGUGAACCAGCUCGGGGGGGUGUUUGUGAACGGCAGGCCCCUACCCGACGUGGUGAGGCAGCGCAUCGUGGAGCUGGCCCACCAGGGCGUGCGGCCCUGCGACAUCUCCCGGCAGCUGCGGGUCAGCCACGGCUGUGUCAGCAAAAUCCUGGGCAGGUACUACGAGACCGGCAGCAUCAAACCCGGAGUGAUCGGCGGCUCCAAGCCAAAAGUGGCAACACCCAAAGUUGUGGACAAGAUUGCUGAAUACAAGCGACAGAACCCAACUAUGUUUGCCUGGGAGAUCCGGGACCGGCUUCUGGCAGAGGGCAUCUGUGACAACGACACAGUGCCCAGCGUCUCUUCCAUCAACAGGAUCAUCCGGACCAAAGUUCAGCAGCCUUUCCACCCAACGCCGGAUGGAGCCGGGACCGGAGUGACUGCCCCUGGCCACACCAUUGUUCCCAGUACGGCCUCCCCUCCUGUUUCCAGCGCCUCCAAUGAUCCAGUGGGAUCCUACUCCAUCAAUGGGAUCCUGGGGAUCCCUCGCUCCAAUGGCGAGAAGAGGAAACGUGAUGAAGUCGAGGUAUACACUGAUCCUGCCCACAUUAGAGGAGGUGGAGGUUUGCAUCUGGUCUGGACUUUAAGAGAUGUGUCCGAGGGCUCAGUCCCCAAUGGAGACUCCCAGAGUGGCGUGGACAGUUUGCGGAAGCACUUGCGGGCCGACACCUUUACCCAGCAGCAGCUGGAAGCUUUGGAUCGGGUCUUUGAGCGUCCUUCCUACCCUGACGUCUUCCAGGCAUCAGAGCACAUCAAAUCAGAGCAGGGGAAUGAGUACUCCCUCCCAGCCCUGACCCCUGGGCUUGAUGAAGUCAAGUCGAGUCUAUCUGCAUCCACCAACCCCGAGCUGGGCAGCAACGUGUCAGGCACGCAGACAUACCCUGUUGUGACUGGUCGUGACAUGGCGAGCACCACUCUGCCUGGUUACCCCCCUCACGUGCCCCCCACUGGCCAGGGAAGCUACCCCACCUCCACCCUGGCAGGAAUGGUGCCUGGGAGCGAGUUCUCCGGCAACCCGUACAGCCACCCCCAGUACACGGCCUACAACGAGGCUUGGAGAUUCAGCAACCCCGCCUUACUAAUGCCGCCCCCCGGGGCUCCGCCCCUGCCGCUGCUGCCGCUGCCUAUGACCGCCACUAGUUACCGCGGGGACCACAUCAAGCUUCAGGCCGACAGCUUCGGCCUCCACAUCGUCCCUGUCUGACCGCUCGCCCCGGAGGGAGGCAGGAUCGACGCGACCCGAAGCCUCCCGGCCACCGCCCCAGACCCAACCCCCCCUCCCAGGACCCCUCCAGCCCUUCACUUCACCCCGUCCAAGGCGGGACAGGACGAGUGACGCCGCGGGCGGGACCCUCAGGCCCGGGCCCGCCGCCCCUUCCCGCCUGCUGGACUGCGCCGCGUCGCGAGGAGGGCCCGACACAGUUCGUCCCCGCCUCGCCCGACCUGGCCCGGAGCCCACCAGCCGCACCGCCGGACUCUGGCCGGGCCCGCCGCUGCGCGGGGGACACCCUUCUGUGACACACAAUCAGCGCGGACUGCAGCCUGGCCCAGCCCGGGAGCAGCCCGCCUCGGACGCUCCGGCGAGCGCCGGGAGGCUUCGCUGGAGGGACUGGGCAAAGGAAAUGAAGAACAAAACGAUUUUCUGCAGAAGGAGGAAGAGCCUCCUGCUGAGACCUCGGGAAAAUGUCCGAAUCCCGGCUUCAGCCAGAUAGCCCCCACCUUCUGAGUGUGCCCUGCCCAGAAGGUGGAAUGGAAUGGGGGCGUGGGGGCCGGGCUUCAGGGAUGCGCUUUGGGGAUCGUCAGGCGUUUCCAAGGUUGGGACCCAAGGCACACAAGGCCCCAGCAGCCCGCACCCACCGAGUCCGACCCUUGGCUCUUCCCAACUCCACCUGAACUGCCCAGUUCGCAAGGGCCCAGGCAGCCCCUACUAGUGACCAGAUUCUCAGCCCCCGCCUUGCCCCUACCUCGGCGUCUCUUCCAUCUACCCACCUUGCAGCUCCUCCUCCUACCCGUCCUUUUCCGAUCCCACGUCGCUCUGCAUCUCUCCUCCCUAACUCGCCGACCUCACCUGAGUCUGUCCCCGUGCCUGCCUCAGGACCAGUUUCUGCAGGCCGCGGCACUGGUCCCCCAAGCAGUUACCCGAUGACCCCCGCCCCCCGCCCCGACACAGACUCAAUCUGCCGGUGGUAGGAGCAGGGUGUGAGCUGGCAUCUGAGCUGCGCGGAGUGGAAGGUGGGGGGCUGCCCACUCCACCCACCUCCAUCCUCUUCCUCUGGCAGGAACUGAACAGAACCGCAAAAAGUCAAGUCUACAUUUAUUUAAUAUGAUAGUCUUUGCAAAAAAGGAAAACAAAAACACCCAACAGGCUGCUGCUUUUUAGAAA
Bubalus bubalis (water buffalo) is the source of this 3301-nucleotide messenger RNA. It is a transcript of the gene PAX2, whose product is annotated as paired box 2. NCBI's taxonomy places the organism in Eukaryota, Metazoa, Chordata, Mammalia, Artiodactyla, Bovidae. The record is from RefSeq and is a predicted model, not a curated record. Gene Ontology annotation, biological process: regulation of transcription by RNA polymerase II; anatomical structure development. Gene Ontology annotation, molecular function: DNA-binding transcription factor activity, RNA polymerase II-specific; RNA polymerase II cis-regulatory region sequence-specific DNA binding. The transcript has 12 exons. The coding region runs from base 731 to 2122 and encodes 463 amino acids.